AUUUUACCAUUACACUUUAUAGAUGAGAAAAUGCCCGAACCUCCACCUCCCCCUGCACCUCAUCCUCAUCGUGGUGGCUCAACAGGGAAUUCCUCAGUUGUAGAAAAUGGAAGCUCAUCGUCAACUCCAAAUCCAAUGCCGUCUGUAUCCCCAAGCCAUGUUCUUGGCCACCUGCACUCACCUCAGUAUACUCCAGGCUGUCGACCUGCAAGUGGCAGAUUUCUGCCCAGCUUCAGGAUUUCAGGUGCAAGUUCUGGUCCUCACCUCUUAAGUGCCAUGGGAUCUCUUACUAGUCCUGUGCAACAUAAGGUGACCCCACACAUGGUCCCAGGUCACCCAGCAGCACAUGACAUUCAUCACAACCCAGGUGGAGGAGUUGGUCAAAGUCGAGAAAGUGUUGAAGCAGCCAUAGCAGAUAUCAAACAAGCUAUUAGGAGAACUAAAAAUUUACCUGUUAAGUCUCAUCCCCAAGACAGAUCACCUAUAAAUGACAAAGCCCCCGUCUGGAUACCACGGAACAGCUGCAGUAGGCGAGAGCCUCAGCAGCUGCAGCAAGAGCCAAGCAGUGGGCAGCAGUCUCAGCAGCAGUCCCCACAGCAGCACCAGCAGCUGGAGGCAGCGGCUCAGGCCGCCAGGAGCCCUGACCACGUCCGUCAUGAAGAUGGUUUCGGGGGCGACCAUUUCACCUGGGGUAAGGAGCUUGUUGUGCUGUGUAGCCCACCGUCACUGAUAACCCACCAUCACUGAUAACCCACCUUUACACCAAACGCACAGUGUAGCCCACUAUCACC
Cherax quadricarinatus is the source of this 791-nucleotide messenger RNA. Lineage: Eukaryota; Metazoa; Arthropoda; Malacostraca; Decapoda; Parastacidae. The record is from RefSeq and is a predicted model, not a curated record.